AGACCCAGUUUGCUUCCUCUACUAUUCAGCCACUCAGAUAUAUAAAUUCUUGAAUUUGACUGUAAAAUAAUCAUCUUUCUUGGGAAAAGAUUGGAUUUUUUUAGUGGGUUUUCAAGAAAUUGGUAAGGGCAUGAUUGGAUUUUAGGGUUUAAGAAAAUUACAAAAUGCCUGUUUCAACAAGGUCUCAGAUCAAGACACGCCCAGAUCAAAGAGAUCAAGAAGAUUCGAAUUUGAGUCAUCAUAUGAGAAACCCACAUUAUGGAUUGAAGGAGAAGAUGAAGGCUUUGACCCUUUUGUAUGAACAGCAGAAAAGAGCUUCAUUUAGUGGUGUUACAGUCCAAGAAAAUCGAAGAAUGUCAGGUCUGUCUAGUAAAGAUGAGAGGAAUCAGGUUUUCGAGGAUCCGAAAGAGGAAUCGAAGAAACCCCAUGUGAUGAAAGAGAAUACAAUGCCUAAUUCUGUAGUUACAAAGACUUAUGUUUUGCCAAAGCCUUCAGUGGAUGAUGUUAGGGAGAAUGUAGUUGUGGGAGGAGCGGAAAAGAUUGUGGGGUUUUCGUGCCCAAGAAAGGGAUCAAUGUCGAAUACAGUAGCAAGGAAAUUGUCGAUGGGGGGUUCAGUGGUGCCACAUUCUGAGCCGAGAGGCAUUGGGGGAGGUGGCUUAGGGAUUAGGAAUCUGCAAGAAUUGGAGACUGUUUCGGAGAAAUUGGGAUCCAAGGGUAGUAGAAUUUUUGUUUUUGUGAGGCUUAGGCCUAUGGGGAAGAAGGAGAAAGAUGCUGGAUCAAGGUGCUGUGUUCGAAUUGUUAACAACAGAGAUAUUUACUUGACUGAAUUUGCCAAUGAAAAUGAUUAUCUUAGGCUGAAGAGGCUUAGGGGGAGACAUUUUACCUUUGAUGCAUCAUUUCCUGAUACAUCUACUCAGCUUGAAGUUUACUCUACAUCGACAGCAGAGCUUGUGGAAGCGAUUUUGCAGGGGAGAAAUGGGUCAGUCUUCUGUUAUGGUGCCACCGGAGCUGGGAAAACAUACACAAUGCUGGGUACAUUGGAGAAUCCAGGCGUGAUGGUUUUAGCAAUUAAAGAUCUUUUUAACAAGGUUAGACAGAGGAGUUAUGAUGGAAACCAUGUGGUUCAUUUGUCUUAUCUUGAGGUCUACAAUGAAACUGUCAGAGAUUUGCUUUCGCCAGGACGACCUCUAGUCCUUAGAGAAGAUAAGCAGGGGAUCGUGGCAGCAGGCCUUACUCAGUACAGAGCUUACUCUACUGAUGAAGUAAUGACAUUACUUCAACAAGGAAACCAUAAUCGGACAACUGAACCAACUCGGGCCAAUGAAACAUCUUCACGUUCUCAUGCCAUUCUGCAGGUUGUAGUUGAAUAUCGAGUUAGGGAUGCUGCCGAUAAUAUUGUAAGCCGUGUUGGGAAGUUGUCACUUAUUGACCUUGCAGGUUCGGAGAGAGCUAUAGCUACUGACCAGAGAACACUUAGAUCACUUGAGGGUGCCAACAUUAAUAGGUCCCUCCUUGCUCUGAGUAGCUGCAUCAAUGCACUUGUUGAGGGAAAGAAACACAUCCCUUACCGUAACUCCAAGCUUACCCAACUUCUCAAGGACUCACUAGGUGGAGCAUGUAAUACUGUGAUGAUUGCCAAUAUCAGCCCAAGCAAUCUAUCAUUUGGCGAGACUCAAAACACUCUUCACUGGGCUGAUCGAGCGAAGGAGAUCCGCACCAAGGCAUGUGAUGCAAAUGAGGAAAUACUUCAAGUACCUGAAUCUGAACCAGACCAGGCCAAAUUGUUGCUUGAGUUGCAAAAAGAGAACCGGGAACUGAGGGUUCAAUUGGCCAAGCAGCAACAGAAGUUGUUAGCAGUACAAGCACAAUCUUUGGCGGCAAAUUCCUCUCCUGCACCUUCUUCAGGGUCUUCACUUCUUACACCUCCAGUACCUUCUUGCAAAGCCAUUGAGAAACAGAAAACUCGACCAUCAUUCUUGACUGGGAAUUGUUUCACACCCGAAUCCAAGAGAAAGAAGGUAGCUGAGGAGACUGUGAAAGAUCUAAAGCAGACUGUGAAGGCGUUAGAGGCAGAAAUUGAGAGAAUCAAGAAGGAUCAUGCAUUGCAGAUAAAGCAAAAAGAUGCCUUCAUUCGUGAUCUUUCACGUAAAGGUGUCAAACCAGCUGAUGGAGUGGUAGUAGGGCAAGGGGCAAAGAGAACUGUGACUAGAGCAAGCUUAAGGCCAAAGGAGGCAGUUGAGGGUGAACUAAAAAGCCCAAGCCAUCGGUUUCAAUCUCCAGCACCAGCAGCUAAAAAACGGACUUUCUGGGACAUAACCACCGCUAAUAGCCCAUCCGUUGCCACAUUAAAUGGAAGGAAAACUAGGAGCCAUGUUGCUUCUGAAGCUUCAACUGCACCCUCAAUGCUUCUUCAGCCAGGUUUUGCUCGCCAAAGACCUGAUUCUUCGAAGCGGUGAAGAGGCGGAAGAUCAUGCCUCUGUGUUCCAGCUGCAUCUCAAAUGAUGAGUCUCAUGACCCCAUGUAUUUCCUUAUGAUUAAUAUCAUUAGACAGAUUUUCUAGGAGCUAAUUUUUCUAACACUAGCUUUUCUCCAACGCCAUGUGUUUGCUGGAGAAGACUUAGCUACUUCAAGUGUUUUUUUUAUUCUUUGUUCUGUAAAUUUCUGCUUAUUACUGUUUGUUCAACCAUAAAUGAGACUGUUUUCUGCGCAUGUUAUCAGCAACAUAUUCAACACAUGGUUCAACUUUCAAUAACUCUGUUUAUGCUGAAAUACAACUUUCAAUAGCUCUAUUUAUGGUUUUGAA
Molecule: messenger RNA, 2803 nt
Organism: Daucus carota subsp. sativus
Lineage: Eukaryota; Viridiplantae; Streptophyta; Magnoliopsida; Apiales; Apiaceae
Product: kinesin-like protein KIN-8A
Exons: 7
Coding region: 165-2456 (763 amino acids)
Biological process (GO): microtubule-based movement
Molecular function (GO): microtubule binding; ATP binding; microtubule motor activity
Source: RefSeq, a predicted model, not a curated record